Molecule: messenger RNA, 7611 nt
Organism: Bicyclus anynana (squinting bush brown)
Lineage: Eukaryota; Metazoa; Arthropoda; Insecta; Lepidoptera; Nymphalidae
Product: HIRA-interacting protein 3
Exons: 16
Coding region: 219-2105 (628 amino acids)
Cellular component (GO): nucleus
Source: RefSeq, a predicted model, not a curated record
AUAAAGAAAAAAUAAACUCCCCGAACUCGGCUUCACUUUGUGUGUUUUUUUUAUGAUUUCACUGUCAGUUGAGCUGAUAAAUUAGUGCAUAUUUCGUAUGCAACAGUUAUUUUGACUCAAUAUUUUACUAUAAUAUGAUCCAAUUUAUCGGAAAAUAGGCCCGAAGUGAUUCUAAUAACUAAAAUCAAUAACAAACAGUCUGCAACAAAGUGAUCAAGAUGAAUUAUGAGGCGGAAAGAGCCAUGAAUCAGAAGCGGCUGCGAAUGGAGGGGGAGCCGGGACACGGCGUUGUCCAGGGAAACGGAUUGCCGCUUAAUUACAUAGAUAAUGGGCACCAGAUACCGUACCAGCCGUACGCGAGUGCGUACAACACGCACUAUCCACCGCCGGACGCGUUCGCGGCGUACGGGCCUCCGCCCCCGGGGGGCUACGCGCCACAGAACCUGUCCUACGCGCCCCCCGCGCACCAGAACUACGCGCACCAUCAAAGUUUCCCACCACAACAACCUACCCAGGCGCAGAUACAUAUGGCACAGUCACACAUGGUUCAAGGUUAUGGGGACGUUGGUCUACACAAAGCGUCAUGGCCGCCGCAGCCUCAUCUCCUGCCACCGCUGGACACACAGAAGCCACUUGACAUCAAACAGCUCAAACCAGAAAUCAAACUCGAACCCACUGACACACAUAAGAGACCACAUCCAGAAAAUGAAAUGAUGAAUCGUGAAAUGGAGCAGCCAAAAAUUAAGAUCAAAACAGAUAUUUUUAAACCAGACGAGUUAGUGCAGAGAACAGAUGCUGACAAACCACGUGAAUCUGCCCUUAUAACACCAGCUGAUUUGGGCAAGACAGACCUGUCCAAAGUGGAUGAUGUGCAGACACCCAGAGUGGAAACUGAUAAACCUGUUGAAUCCGCCAAACCUGAGGGUUCCCUAGAAGCAGGCAAGGAUUCCUCAAGCACUAAGGAAUCUACAGGGACACCUUCGGACAAAAGUGAAGAGGACAGAAAACCAUUCAGUAGUCCGGAAAGCGCAAAAAUGGGUUUUACACCAGGAAAAGUGACGCCUGGGUUAGAGCCGAAAAAACGAGGUCGUCCCAAGGGGUCCACGAACAAGCCGAAGCCGCCGGGAACGCCGACGAAGUUGACCCCUCCGACUCCGGGUGCGAUGACCCCUCGUGGCCCCCCGCCCCCCGUCCGCUCAGUCCCCGUCGGCCGGCCGCGUGCCCCCUCCGGAUACCAGUACGCUAUUCGACCGUUCAGGAAGGACUUCUCUGGGAUACAGUUUAGAAGGCGAUGGAGCGACGACUGCCUGGACUCGUCGCACAUCCCGAACGAGGUGUACUUCGGCGACGUGCCCGUGCCGCUGCCGGUGCUGUACAACUACUACGACGCCAAUGCAGAGCGCGAGCGGCUGGCUACGCAGGCCGCGCAGAUCGCAGCACAGAAGGCCGCCGCGGCCAAGCUCGCUGCGGCCAAGCUGCAGGCGCGCGGCGUCAUGUCUAACGAGGUGACAACGGUGGAUUCGUCGUCAUCCGAUGAUUCGUCCGGGUCUUCCGAGAGCGGGUCAGAAGAAAGCGAUGACGACAUGCCCCUAAAGCGCGGCCCCGGGCGGCCGAAGGCAGCGAAGAGCCCCAAGACGCCGGGCACGCCGGGCAAGCGCGGCCGCCCGCCCGUGCCGCCCGAGCUGCGCCAGCCCGGCAUCACCGACAUGAAGAAGUUCUGCAAGGCGGCCGGCAUACGCUUCGACUACAAGAAAUUGGUCGAGGGAUGCACAAAGAACAAAGAGCGGGUGAGCAAAAUGCACGAGCUCCUGGUAAAUGCUGGCCUGGAAGGGAAGCCCACACUGGAGAAGUGUAAAGCCUUGAAAAAGGCCAAAAUGGACAAGAAGGAGCAAGAGAAGCAGGCCAAGAAGGAAGCCAAGGUGACGAAGCACAAAGACACGGAAGGCGAGGAGGGCUGCGCGCGGCGGAUGACGCGCGGCGCGACGGGCGUGAAGCCGCGGCAGCGCAUCGUCAUCUCGUCGGACGAGGAGGACGGCACGCCCGCCGCGCGCCGCACGCUCUCCAAGCUGCGCUCCAGCGUCAACGACGAGUCGGACUCAGACUAGGUGACUUGUGUAACUGACUAGCAGCGCGACGGGCGUGAAGCCGCGGCAGCGCAUCGUCAUCUCGUCGGACGAGGAGGACGGCACGCCCGCCGCGCGCCGCACGCUCUCCAAGCUGCGCUCCAGCGUCAACGACGAGUCGGACUCAGACUAGGUAAUCCUUGACUUCUCUGCUUGGUGAAGGUGUCACGGACAAAGUGUUGCCGACCCCGUAGUGCCGGGCAGUGAAAGGACAGUGCGCGGGGCGUCUAGAAAGUGCUUCGACGGCGCCCCGCCGGCACGGAGGCGUGUUCGCUUCAAUUCCUACUAAUUUUAGGUCCAAGUGUCGAAAUUUUCGAAAAAUUCGCGUUGUGCUGUACCGAAGGGUGUGAAGAAAGGCCAGAUAUGAUUAAAGUAAUUUAUAAUAUUUUACUUUAUUACGAUAUAACAUAUAUAUUAUAUAUCUAUAUCCUUAUUAUUUAUUUGCGUAGCCGGGAAUUGUAUAAUUUCUUUAUGUUUUCUACAAAUUCAUUCUCAUGUUAAACAAAUGGUCGAACAGGCUGAUAUACAGGGUGUCCCGUAAUUAAUGGAUAAAACGCAAAUGGUAGAUACACCACCUAAUUAUCUAAAACUAAUUUGAAUAGUUUUCCCAAAAUCCCUAGUGUGACUAAGAUAUAUUUGUUUUCGAAUUAUUCAAAUUUUUCUAUCUUGAAUGAGUUUUUAAAAUGCUGUAGCUGCUGUAAUUAAGAUUUUAAAGAUCUGAUUUUUGUUAUACAUUACGGAAUAAAUUAUACUACAACAGUAUUUUUAUAAAUAAUGUUUUAUUUAUUUUGUAGAAGAAGCUUGUACAUUAUUAUCCACAAUGUGGAUAUUCAAAUUAGUUUUAGAUAAUUAGGUGGUGUAUCUACCAUUUGCGUUUUAUCCAUUAAUUACCGAACACCCUGUAUAUAGCCUUGUCAGUGACGUGCAAUUAACAAAACCUAAAUAGUAAUUUUAUGGUAGCUAAUUAAAAAAAGGCUCAUGUAGCAGGUAACUUUAACUAAAAGGUUUCUGAAAAUGUUCACGAAAACCUCAUUGAAAUGUGAUUUGGUAUAAAUAUAUACUAUUCAUGGUGUAUAAAUAUAUAUUUAUAUGCCACGAAUAUAUUAUAAUGUUCAUUUAUUGUGAUGAUAUUUUUUAUUAAAUAUAAUUAUGGAAGGAAUGAUUUCUGUAGGACUAAACCCUCGCUCAUUUUAUAUUGUAGAUGAUAGUUUACGGAGCCUGGCACUUAAAUGUUCAUAUGUGCCUAUAAUACAAUAAUUAUGAGGAUAAUUAUAACUAAUAAGUGUCGUCGAUCGUACAUUUUUAAUUUUAAAAUUAUAAUUUGAUAGCUGAAUACUUGAUAGUAUGUUGUAUUUUGUGUGAAAACAAAUUUUAUACUUUAGAUUUUAAUGAAGAACUAUUAUUAUUAAUAGUGUAUUCGAUAAAAACUGUAACACCAAGACGAUAAAUGUAGUUACGAUUAACGAUUGUACAUAGAGAAUAUAUAGAAGAUAUAAAUAUAAGUAGAGUAAUGUGUUUUAUCCUUUAUUUUUGUACAGAUUACAAAUGUGUAAGCGCAAUCGGCCUUGUAUAUAUACGAGUAAAUGUGUGCGUUGUGAGAAUGAAUAAUGAAAUAUGAAAAUAAUGAAUGAUUAAAAUAUAAUAAGUGAAUGAUAAUGUAAUAAUAUCAAUAGGACAUCACAUAUUUAGUUUUAAUAAAGUCAGAGUAAAAAUAUUAUAUAUGCGUAAAUUAUAUGGUUCCUUUUAACUUUCAAGCGUCAGUAUAAACGUUGAAAAUAUGCUCAUUGAUUUGUAUGAAGUUUUGAUUUGUUUGUUUCCGGGAAAAUGGCGAAAAAAUAUUUUUUUCAAUACUGGACCAGACAAGCGUAUAGUGCGACAUAAAAGAGUAGAAGUUAAUGUGUGGCAACACCACAUUUACUGUCAUCAUCACAAAGAUCUGUCAUUAUAGAGCAACCAAUCAUUAUUGAUAGUUUUAUCAGAUUAUGAAAAACAUAGUAAAAAUUUGGAUUAUUACUAGUUUGACUUGAAUUUAUUUAAAUUUAAUAAAUGUAAAUCAUGAAAUCAGCUAUCUUAGUACCAUACAUAACAUAUGAUGCUGAUGAUACUUCGGAGAUAAGUAAGUGUUUUCCAAAUAUUUUAAUUUUUUUUAAUUUAUUUAUAUUAGAUAAUAAUAUUAUUUUCAACAAAUCGUCUUAUUUGAAAUAAAAAAAUAAUAUAGUCUACUUAUAGAAUAAUCAAUUAUUGUCAAGUAUCAAGGUAGUUGCAAUCCCAAGUGGAGGACAGAACACUGGGUUACCCUAUGAACGCCAAUAAGUGACUAUGACGCCCUCGAUUUAUUUUCUACUGUUUUGUUUAAAAGAGUAGAAGUUAAUAAAAAUUGUGGCAACACUACAUUUACUGUCAUUAUCACAAAGAUCUCUCAAUAUAGAGCAACCAAUAAUAAUUGAUACUUUUAUCAGAUUAUUAAAAUCAUAGUGGAAAUUCGGAUAAUUACUAAUUCUGAUAAUUAUUAACUCUGAUGAGAUUGAUUUGAAUUUAAUUAAAUUUAAUUAAUGGUAAUCAUGAAAUUGCAAAUCGCGCAAAAGUUUUAUACCUUUUAUUUUAAAUACGAGCUACCUAUCAUUGGAAAUUGAAUUAUAUACUGUAGUAAUAUUUUACUUCGUAAUAGUCCUAUUUUUAUUUUAAGCUAUUGUGUUGUUUGCUGGAACUUCGAUUAUGUAUUUCAAAAUAUAUUGCAAAAAUGAUUUUUUUUAAGUAAAUUGUACAGAACGAUGAAUCUCAAAUACGUCAACGUGUAUGUUUAACUAUAACAAAGGGCGAAGUUGUAAAUAUUGUGUUUGUAUGUUAGGCGGUUUUUAAACGACGCUGUCCACCGGCGCACUGUAUGCAUAUGUAUUUGUUUUAGGCAUUGUAGGUAGGGUUGUCAACCGUACUGUAAUAUAUACGUUUUGUACUAUAUUUCGGUUCCGCGUUCUAUAUACCUACUGUUGAAGAAUUAUAUUGUACGCAAAAAUACUGUAUUUUCAACAUUGAAAUCUAACAAACAAAAUUUUCAUUUAUGACUUCAUGAAUAUAUGAUGAGCAUUAGUUUUUGACAAAUGCAAUAAUCAAAAUUAAUGAAAUGAAAAUACACUUUAUUGUACACCACAAAGAAAUAUACAAUAUAAUAGGUUCCAAAAAAAAAAUAGCGUCUAGCCUAACAGAACUUGUUAACCUUAUUGAGUUCCAAACAUUAAACAAACAAAUAUAAAAAAAUUGCAUUUGGUUUUAAAAAUUAAAUGUUUGUUUUAAAAUGAAUGUCGAUUUUUGCUUAUUCCAUAAAAUACUAUAUUUUAUUUUAUUUAAGCGUACAUUUUUUAUAGCUUAAUCUGAAAAAUACUAUAUUUUUUUUUUAAGUUGGCAACCCUAAUUGUAGGCAAACUGAGUCUUCGACUGCGCACUAUAUGUCUUAGACGGACCAAAACGUGCGAAGAGCGCAUCGAUCUGUCAGAUUAGACUGUCAGUCCCUUGCAUCUACUAGUACGGUUCGGAGCGGUGCGUGAAAUUUCUCUAGGUCCGAACUCUACCCCCCCAUAAACAUGGAUUGAGAUUUAAACCUCAAUUUUCUUUAAAGUAAAAUGGACCUAAUAAUUACUGUUUAAAGUUCAAUUUUCUUGGAAGAAAUUAGAACCCCCCCAUAAAUGUAGCACGUAGACGAGGACUACGUUAUCCUGUUUGUCUAUAAUGGAUUACAUACAAGCCAAUGCAGCACAAAACAGUUUACUGUUGUGUAAAUUGUCAUUCUCAAGUGAAGUCAUAGGGUCUGCGCAGACAAGGCGGUCAUCCUAUUAUUUAACACAUCAAUACAUAGUCAACUAAAUGUUCUAAGUAGUUUGCGUUGAGCUUUACACAUAAAUGACUAUAUUACUUUUGAUUCAUACGAACACCGAUGACUGCCAAAUUCACUUACCCUUUACAAAUGUAGCAGUUUGUACAUCAGCUGUCCAGAUAUUAUGUAAUUUGACUGAAAAAAUGUAAUCUUAGUCAAUGAUAUGUAUUUAAAAAAAUUACCAUAAUUUAUAUAUAUGUCUCUAGAAGAAAUGCAACAGAAUAUCCAGAUUUUAUUUGUAUAAUGAAAGUAGAACAUAGUUUGUUGUAAUUCCAUUACAGUUAUAUAUAUUUUGACGGGAGCGUGUACGAAUAGUUGGAUAGGAACGACAAUCACAAUAUAUCAUAAUAUUAUAAUUAAAAAAAUUGUACAUAUAUUAGAUAAUUUUGGUAUAUAUAACAAAUAAUAAUUAUUGUUAAGUGAAUAUUGGUGCUAAUUCAGAUUUAUUAACAUAAACGAAAUUGACAGGUGUUAAAGUUGUGUUGUAUGGAGGCUGGGCCUUUAUUCCGAGUGUCAACUAAGCAGAACAAAUUAUUUUUAUCUUAAACUAGCGGACGCCCGCGACUUCGUCUACGUAAAACUUUCAACUACCCCUACCCUACCAUACAAUAAAGCUCAAAUUGACUACGUUUUAUUUAGAAAACAUUGGUAUGGGAAAAAGAAAAUGGCUAUUUUUAUGGUUUUUCCAGCAAUUAUUCGAAUUUUCCUCGCCGUAAAAACCAUCCUAUAACUUCAACAAACAUUUAAAAAAAAUAAUUGGCCAAAUUGGUCCAGGCGUUGUUGAGUUAUGCGCUUACCAACGCAUUUUGCGAUUCAUUUUUAUAUUAUAGAAGAACCUAAAAAAUUGGGCAUAAAGCCUAAAAUAUAUCUUAUUUUUUUAAAUUUAAAUUUAAAUAAAAUGUAUUAUUUUUUUCAGUAUCUGACAACAUUCAUAAGAAUUUUCAUCAUGACAACACGCUUGUUUGUAACUCACACCCUAAAAGAUUGUCAGUGAUCUUCGCUUAGUAGCAUUCGUUUAUGGCGUUUUUAAAACAAUUUAAGGAUUUUUUUGUUUAUUGCUUCUCUGUCUACGAUUUAACGUUUCUUUUUAACUUUUGUCUUAUUGACAUUUGACAAUAUUACAUGACAUUGACAGCUUACACCGGAUAAGAAUUCAAUUCAGGUGUUUUAUUGGCUGUUUUGAACACUUUUAUUGUAUUGUCUAUGUUUAAUUUGUAGACAAAGAAGCAAAACAAAAAAUAUUAUUUAUGCGGGUUCCAAAAAUUUUGAAAAUUAUUUUCUCAACAGCUAUUUGAAUUUUCUAUCCUUAAAAAUACUAUCGACCUAUAUAAAUAAUUAAGGCCCAUAUUGGGACAUGUCCUUUAAUUUCUGUCAAUGUGGUUUACUAUUUGAUAACCUGAAUUAGCACUGAUAUACUAUGUAUUUAUAAGACAUUUAGAUGUGUUUGUUUUACCACACAUAGUUGCGACCACUCUAACUUGGCUUUUGAUUCUUAACAAAAACUAUAUACAUAAUUAUAACAACUUGGUGCCUUUUUAUAGUGGUCGGUUUGUAUUAGUCAACUAUAUAUUAUUAUUUUAAAUAUACUAUAGAAUAAGAAAAGAUGCUAUUCACUGAUAA